Cajanus cajan (pigeon pea) is the source of this 1328-nucleotide messenger RNA. RefSeq names its product abscisic acid receptor PYL4. Gene Ontology annotation, biological process: abscisic acid-activated signaling pathway. Gene Ontology annotation, molecular function: protein phosphatase inhibitor activity; abscisic acid binding; signaling receptor activity. Lineage: Eukaryota; Viridiplantae; Streptophyta; Magnoliopsida; Fabales; Fabaceae. Gene Ontology annotation, cellular component: cytoplasm; nucleus. The record is from RefSeq and is a predicted model, not a curated record.
GUCCAAAAACAAUAUAGAGUUGCAAGUUGAUAAUCCACUUGCAAGUUGCAACCCAUGCCUGCGUAAUCUUCUUUCCUUUGCCCUUGCAAGGGAUCAAUAACAACAACAACCACCCUUGUAAUUUCUACUCUCCCAUUUCUCUCUCUACUCAUUCACCUCCAAAAGCAAGAAAAAGAACAAAGAGCUAACCCAACCCCUUCAACAACAAAACUAAUGCAACUUGUACUACAAAAAUAUUAACACUCUUGCCGUCUCCAACACCCUCUCAUAUAUAUGCUUUUGCUUAUUCCACAUCAACAUUUCAUACACAUAUCAAUUAUCAACGGAGUGAAACCUAACUAAGAGAGAUAUUUUUAGUUCUUCUCAUUAUCAUUAUAUAAUUAUAUAUAUAUUUUUUUUAAAAAUAUGCCUUCUUCUCUUCAGUUGGAUAGGUUCAAUCCUAUCACCCACGCCGCCACCACCGCCAUAGCCAACGGCGUAAACUGCCCCAAGCAGCCUCAAGCGCCACCUCCCUCGGUGGCGCGUCGCCUCGUGCUGCCCCUCGCGGUCUCCGACGCGGCGGCGCGCCACCACGCGCACGUUGUGGCACCGAACCAGUGCUGCUCCGUGGUGACGCAGCACGUCGACGCCCCCGUGGCCGCCGUGUGGGCGGUGGUGCGGCGCUUCGACCACCCGCAGGGCUACAAGAACUUCGUGAAGAGCUGCCACGUCAUCACCGGCGACGGCAUUUGCGUGGGCGCCGUCCGCGAGGUGCGCGUGGUGUCGGGGCUCCCCGCCGAGUCGAGCACCGAGCGCCUCGAGAUCCUCGACGACGAGCGGCACGUCAUCAGCUUCAGCGUCGUCGGCGGCGACCACCGCCUCAGGAACUACCGGUCGGUGACGACGCUCCACGCUUCCGGGAAUGGGACACGUGUCGUGGAGUCGUACGUCGUUGACGUACCGCAGGGUAACACUAAGGAGGAAACGUGCGUGUUUGUGGACACCAUCGUACGUUGUAACUUGCAGUCUCUGGCUCAGAUCGCUGAGAACAGGAUCCGAAGUUGUGAACAUGAAAACUCUGGACAACAACACUGUUAACGAGUUCAUUCAUUUACUAUCUAUUUUUCAUUUUUUUUUAUUUAAGAUUUAAUACGGGUUGUGUCUUCCCUCUUCCGGUUUUUUUGUUUCAAAUUCGGGUUCGGAUCUUGCUUCAAGCCCGUAUUUGGAAUUCAUAUCAUGGAUGUAUUGUAGGGUUUUUCGGAUGGCAAUGGUUGAAAUGGAAUCAAUUAAUAUGAUAUAUGUAUAUUCAUAUAUGAUAUAUGUUCAUAUAAAUAUGAAUGAUUAAAUCA